AUCACAUCUUCCUCAUUCUUCCAUUACAAGCAUUAUUGAUACAUACUAUCAUUUCUCUUCUCCACACUAUAGCCAUUAGACACAACUCGAUAUGUCUUUACAACAACUAGAUGCUUUCAGAGAAAAGUAUUUGGACUUAAACUCAAUAAAAGAACUACCCGAAUCAUAUGCAUGGUCAUCAGAGAAUAAUUUCCCUUCCUCCAGCAGUUCAGAGCCAGUUCCAGUGAUCAACCUCAAAGAUUCAAACGCCAUGAAGCAUGUAGGCUAUGCAUGCAAAACAUGGGGUGUGUUUCAAGUCACCAACCAUGGCAUCCCUACAACUCUUCUUAACAACAUGGAAGCUUCUGGAAGAAAGCUAUUCUCUCUUCCCUUCCAACAAAAACUAAAAGCAGCUCGCUCUCCGGAUGGUGUUUCUGGAUAUGGUGUUGCUCGGAUAUCUUCUUUUUUCCCAAAACUCAUGUGGUCUGAAGGCUUCACUCUAAUUGACUCACCACACCAACAUGCUCAGAAGCUUUGGCCCCAAGGUUCCGGAAACUUCUGCGAUGUAAUCGAAGAGUACAAUAAGGAAAUGAAUAAAUUAUCCAAUAGGGUGAUGUGGCUAAUACUUGGAUCAUUGGGUAUAAAAAAGGGAGAUAUAAAAUGGGCUAAUCAAGAAGGAGAGAUAAAAGAAGCAUGUGCAGCCUUACAAUUAAAUUCUUACCCAUCUUGUCCAGAUCCGGAUCGAGCCAUGGGUCUUGCAGCUCAUACGGAUUCAACCCUCCUCACAAUCCUACACCAAAGCAACACAAGUGGGUUGCAGGUUCAAAGAGGAGGAGUUGGUUGGGUUACAGUGGAACCCAUAGCAGGGGCACUUGUGGUAAAUGUAGGUGACUUGAUCCAAAUACUCUCUAAUGGAUUGUAUUCAAGUGUUCUUCAUCGAGCCAUGGUUAAUCGAACCCAACAUCGUCUCUCUGUAGCUUAUCUCUAUGGCCCACCAUCAAAUGUUAGAAUUGCACCACUAUCAAAAUUAACAGAUAAUGUUCAUCCUCCUCUUUAUCGCCCAGUGACAUGGAGUGAAUAUCUUGGUACUAAGGCAAAGCACUUCAAUAAGGCACUUUCGUUUGUUCGUUUGUGUGCACCUAUCACUAUGAGUGGUUUUGUAGAUGCAAGUACUGAUAAUCAUAACAGUGUCCUUGUUGGUUGAACAUGUUUAUGG
Messenger RNA from Lactuca virosa, 1195 nucleotides. NCBI's taxonomy places the organism in Eukaryota, Viridiplantae, Streptophyta, Magnoliopsida, Asterales, Asteraceae. The record is from the annotation of a GenBank genome assembly.